Hyposmocoma kahamanoa is the source of this 706-nucleotide messenger RNA. RefSeq names its product troponin C-like (gene TpnC41C). Lineage: Eukaryota; Metazoa; Arthropoda; Insecta; Lepidoptera; Cosmopterigidae. The coding region runs from base 162 to 623 and encodes 153 amino acids. The record is from RefSeq and is a predicted model, not a curated record. The transcript has 6 exons. Gene Ontology annotation, molecular function: calcium ion binding; enzyme regulator activity.
UAGAAUUCAGUUCAGAACCAACCUGGGUGACAUAGUCGCGCGGUUGCGAUCAGUCGCUCAUGCCAUCCAGCUAAAAGGACUCGUGUUCCUUAUUCUUUGGUUCUCGAUAGCUUAUUCGAUCAUUCAAUAUUUGUGAGGCGCAUUCGCUGAAUUGAAAGAAAAUGGAUGAACUUGGCAAGGAACAGAUCGACAUCUUGAAAAAGGCGUUUGAGGCAUUCGAUCAGGAAAAAAAAGGCUGCAUCGGCACUGUGAUGGUGGGCACCAUCCUCGGCAUGUUGGGCCACCAAGUUGACGAGAAUACUCUUAAGGAGAUCAUCAAUGAAGUCGAUGAGGACGGUUCGGGAAUGUUGGAGUUCGAAGAGUUCGUGACCUUGGCUUCUAGAUUCAUGGUAGAGGAGGACGCGGAAGCGAUGCAGCAGGAACUUAAAGAGGCAUUCCGGUUAUAUGACAAAGAGGGCAACGGUUUCAUCACGACAGGUGUACUCAGAGAGAUCUUGAAGGAGUUGGACGACAAAAUCAGUGCCGAGGAGUUGGACAUGAUGAUUGAGGAAAUUGACUCCGAUGGCUCUGGCACCGUUGACUUCGAUGAAUUCAUGGAAGUGAUGACGGGAGGAGACGACUAAAACAAUACUCAAAAGGAAUAUUUUAAAACUUAUCAAAAGCUUUAAUCAUCUUUACCAACGUAUCAUUUCAUGAUACUAGUCAU